GAAAGAACUUGAGACCUUCAAAGCUGGACUCGAGGCAGAGCACACGCAGAAGGUCCUGGAGAUGGAGCACACCCAGCAGCUGAAGCUGAAGGAGCGGCAGAAGUACUUCGAGGAAGCCUUCCAGCAGGACAUGGAGCAGUACCUGUCCACGGGCUACCUGCAGACGGCAGAGAGGCGAGAGCCCAUGGGCAGCAUGUCGUCCAUGGAAGUGAAUAUUGACAUGUUGGAGCAGAUGGACCUGGUGGACAUAUCUGACCAGGAGGCCCUGGAUGUCUUCUUGAACUCAGGCGGAGAAGAUAACACUGCGCUGUCUCCUGUCCUAGGAUCUGAAUCAAGUAUUGGUCAGAAUGAAAUUAUUCUUCAGGUUCCAAAUUCCUCCGAGUUACGAGGCAAGCUGCCUUCCUCAUCCUCCAUCUGCAGCAACCCGGCUGCCCAGGAGCCCAGCGGAGGCGGAGAGUCCCCGCUGGUUCAGUCUGACGAGGACGGAGUUGAAGUGGACACAGCCCUCACCACUCAACACAGUGACGACAGUGACUCCUGAACACAGCCUGAGAGGACGGUGCGGCUGCACGCAGAACCCCACAGAGGCAGGUGGCUUUACGGAGGCUCCUGAUUUUUACACAGUUGCCAAUGUGUGACAAACUGUAAGAAUCAUUAAUAAAAUGUGAGGACAUUCAACCGAGAGCAUACAUAACCAGUCUGUACAGAAAGGCUUGUGAAUACACACGUCCUUCAGGCCUUGGGAGAGCAGGAAGGGUGGCUCAGGUCCAUGCAUGGCUUAGCACUAAGUAAAAAAAAA
Molecule: messenger RNA, 799 nt
Organism: Manis javanica (Malayan pangolin)
Lineage: Eukaryota; Metazoa; Chordata; Mammalia; Pholidota; Manidae
Source: RefSeq, a predicted model, not a curated record